UUUUUCAUCCUUUUACCUCAGAUCACCACUGCUGUAGUUAGAAAGGUGUGGAGACUGACCUUUGAUGCUGCUGUAUUGUGGUUUGAAAUCUGUUUGACUGUAUGUGUAAUGUCCUACUGCGCAAGCGAAAAUGGGUAAUGAUCUGUCCAAAGCAGUAGAGAAACCUGAAAUCAUGCAAACUGACUCAGCGAAAGCUAAGUCAAAGACAAAACAUCUUUCUGUAGAAGAUCAAAGAACUAACGUGAAGUUAGAUGGUCAACCUGUCAUUGAUACGCAGCAUGCCAGAGCAGGCACACACACAUACACAUCUGACCAGAUAUCACAAUUCAAAGCAAUGUUUUCGCCGCAUGUGCCAGCUGGACUCAUCGGUAGACUGAAAGGAUGGGAUUUCGUGUUUCCGUUCACUUCUCUUAUGUGUGAAUGGACGAGUGGCAUGUGGCCGUAUGAGGGAGCAUUCGAGAGAGAGAAGCUGCAAAUGGCUGAGAUGAAUGUUAACUCUAGUGUUGGAAAUCCAUCCUGGGAUUUCAGAUACAUGAAUGAGUGUAUGCAAGUGUGGUUGACUGUGGCCCGUGAAAGAUGUGGUGUGAGAGUGCGUGACAAAAGCUGCGAGAUUGGACCGGAUGAUUUAAGAAAGAUGAUUGAUCUGACUGCUAAGUGUGUUACUGCCUCUCAUAUGCCUGUACUAGAAGCUAAGUUGCAAACUAGAGCUUUAGAAAUGGCUAAGAUAAAGCAGCAACAUGUUGAUAAUUUGGAAAAUUGUGCAAAAGCUAUGAUGUAUGGCUGGGCAAAGCGCCAAGCCAAAAUUCCCGCUCCUCGUGAUUUGUUGAAUAUUUUAGCCGAGGUCGGAAUAACACUGCCGGAACAACAAAACAAUGAAAAAGCGAUCUCCGUCUUUCCGCAACUUUCAAAUACAAGGCCCUCUUGCAAUGCUGAGAUAGAUGAACAACCAAGCACAUCACAAACUAAAGCAGAUGACGAGUUUAUCCUAAUAGCAGCUGCAGUAGAAGAAGAAAGGGUCAGAAAGGCCACUGAACAAAGGAACAGACAGAGACAGGCCGCUGAAGAGAGGGCAAGGCAGGCUCAGGCAGCCGAAAAUAGGGCGAGAAAGCAACAGGAAGAGAUGGAGAGACAGCUCAGAGAAAAAGAGAGAAUCAGGCAAGAAAAGAGAGAUAAAGAUGAGAGGGACAGAGAGACGGCAGACUUAGAAAAACUAGUCAAGGUCAGACAGAGACAGGAGAAGGAAGAGAGCAGACAGUCGAGUGAAUCAGACUCGGAAGGAGAACGAGCCAGGCCCAGAGAGGAGGAGCCUAACACAGACCUUAGUGACGAGGAGGUCCAGGCUGUGAAACCAAAAACAAAGCAGGCUGUUUCUGAAACACACACGAGACGAAGGAGAGGCACAAUGAGAGGAUAUCUGACUAGGAGUAGCAGAGUUACAGAAACCCACAGAAAAAUAACAUCAGAGACCCCUAUCUCAGAAGAAUCACAAGCUUCUCCAAUAAAUGCUCCUAAAAUAAUGAUUGGCAGCACAGCAGUCUGUAAACCAUGGACUCCUUCUGAAAUCAUAGAUAUGACAAGCAGAGCUCCCAAUCCAAUUACAAGCCCAGAUGAAUAUUGGAUUUGGCUAGAACAAGUAUGUACGGUUUAUAGCUGUCUGAUACCUGAUGUUCAACAAUUGGUCCGAUUUACAUACAAAACCGAAUGGAUCAUGUGUAAAGAUGAGUUUGUUUUCCCUGAAGCUGUUGAGGGUGGCCAGUGGCCCCCAACCAAAACCUUGACUGAUUGGUUAAAUGUGGAAGCAAAAAAUGCAAUAACCAAAUGUGCACGAAAGCGUGCUGACUUUUCAAAGGUAAUUCACUGCGUUCAAGAAGCAAACAUGGGAUAUCAAUGCUGGAAUAAAGCGAGAUGAACAUGAAUGUCUCAUGGUGCAAAUUUUUGUGCAAAAUCUAAGACCGAAUGUUCAAGCCGCUUACAAACUAUCAGUCCUUGACUGGAGCACCAACGACUGGAAGUCAACUAUAAACAAAAUAAUGGCUAUGCAUAGGAAUGAUGUUUUCUCCACUGGUAAUAAUGCUCCUAGCUCAAAACAAAUGAUGCAGUAUGUACGACAGCAGGGUGGUCAAAACAAUAACAAAAACAGGGAUAAUCCGAAACGUGGAAAUUGUCACAAAUGCGGUGCAGCGGGACAUUGGGCUAAAGAGUGUAAGAGCGGUCGUCGUCGUCGGAAUAAAUCCAAUAACCAGAACCAACAACAAGCCACUACAUCAUUUCCGGCUCUACCCGCUCCACAAGCGACUACGUCAUUUCCUGCUCUUCCAGCCCCACCCACACAAGCUGCUUACACGCAGCCAACAUAUUACAAUCAAGCAUAGGGAGGCCAUGGAGGGGCGGGAUCAGAACAACCAUUUCAUAUUCAAGCUGCAACUAUUCAACUUUCUAGUAAUCCCGCCGAAGACCCGAUAAUGCCCGUUCAAGUUAACGGAAAUACCGUUGAAAUUUUGGUAGAUAGUGGAGCAACUAUUUCUACUGUAAAAACUGCAGAGCAUGUAUGCACACCUACAUCCAACUUUAUCACCACUGUUGGUGUUUCCGGGGUUCCCAUUGCGGAACCGUUAUCUCAGAGGACUAAAAUAACUGUUGAAGGCUCUGAAGUGAUGCAUUCUUUUCUGAUAUCUGAUAAAAGCCCAAUUAAUCUCAUGGGGAGGGAUCUGCUUUGUAAACUGCAUGCUACUAUUCAGUGCACCCCGGAUGGAUUGUUUUUGACCCUCCCUGAUGAAAAAGCCGCUCUAGCAUUUCAGUUUUUGCAGAGUACGGAAGACAGUUUGUAUUGCUGGGAAUUGAUAGGUUUUAAUAUGCUUCCCAGUUUCACUGUUUCAGAUAUUCAGAAAAUCGCCAAAUCAUCUCCAACAUGUGCAACAUUGAUGUCUACAAUGAGGCCUCUUUUGCAUUGUCAUUGUACUGCAGCAUUUAACCCUUCUGAGCAGUAU
This is a messenger RNA of Larimichthys crocea (large yellow croaker), 2987 nucleotides long. RefSeq lists its product as uncharacterized. The record is from RefSeq and is a predicted model, not a curated record. NCBI's taxonomy places the organism in Eukaryota, Metazoa, Chordata, Actinopteri, Sciaenidae. The transcript is spliced from 2 exons. Bases 131 to 1909 code for a protein of 592 amino acids.